AUGACGCUUACGACGUCAACACCCCGAACGAGUGUGACGCCUUAUCUAGUGUUCCUCAUCUUCGUCACUACACUGGGACCCCUUCAGUUUGGCUAUCAUCUGGCUGAGCUCAAUGCCCCUCAAGAUGUCAUAACAUGUGAGAAGAAAAGUAUUACAUCUACGGGUCAAAUCGGUCCUUCGAAACUACCACAAUGUAUCCCAAUGAAUGCAUUUCAAUUUGGCGUCGUUUCUUCGAGUUACACGUUGGGUGGCCUCUUGGGAGCCCUCGUCUCCGGUCCCUUUGCGACCAAAUACGGUCGCCUGCUAACUAUCCGGGCUACAACGAUAUUCUUUAUUCUUGGCCCCCUCAUUGAAGCCCUUGCUCAUUCAAUGGAAUAUCUAAGCGUUGGGCGGCUGAUCUCUGGCAUUGGAGCAGGAGCCGUAAUCGUAGUUGGCCCGAUAUAUAUAGCGGAAGUUGUACAUCCCGAACAGAAGGGAUUUUUCGGCGCUUUUACACAAGUAAUGGCAAAUGUUGGAAUAUUAUUAUCCCAGACUCUGGGUUACUUCCUGAGCAGGGGCAGUCUAUGGCGUUUCAUUCUUGCAAUUGCCGGUGCUAUUGGAGCACUGCAACUCUUGGGUCUGCUUUUUGUUCCUGAGAGUCCCGCCUGGUUGGCGGAGCACCAACGGGCUGGCCAUGCCCGGCGCAUCCUUCAGCGUAUCCGUGGGAAAAAUGCAAAUAUCGAACCAGAAGUCAAAGCCUGGAGAAUAUCACCUGGCGGGACCAGUGACGGAACCUCAGAGCAAGAAUCCCUCCUCACUCCGCCGCCGGGCAAUCUUACCCCAAAGCGUCCCCCAGUUUCCAUGUUAGGGGCAGUCAGAAAUCCUACGUACCGCCCAGCCAUAAUCGCCGUCAUCGCCGUCAUGAUCACUCAACAGUUCACAGGAAUAAACAGCAUAAUCAUGUACAGCGUCUCGCUUCUCUCCAACAUCCUCCCCACCACCGCCGCAAUCCUUGCCGUCAUAGUCUCCGCUCUUAAUGUCAUAGUAACCCUCCUCUGCGCGCCACUAGCAGACAAACUGGGUCGCAAACCAUGCCUCUUACUCAGCAUCACAGGCAUGGGCCUUAACUCCAUGCUCCUGGCACUGGGGAUUGCAUUUAACUUCCAAGUCCUCUCCGCCACCGCAACACUGCUCUUUGUAGCAAGUUUCGCCGUCGGUCUCGGGCCUGUCCCAUUUAUUCUUGCCUCAGAACUCGUCGGCCCUGAGGCAGUGGGUGCAACACAGAGCUGGGCUUUAGCUGCCAACUGGACCGCUACGUUUGUCGUUGCUCAGUUUUUCCCCGCUCUUAAUGAGGCGAUGGGAGGGAAGGGGCGGGUUUAUUGGUUAUUUACUGCCUUGGCAGUAGUGCUGGGCUCAUUUCUAGCAUGGUGGGUUCCGGAGACGAAGGGGAAAUCUACCAUGGAGGAGGUUUGGGGUCGGGAGGAGAGGAGAGUUGAUUAA
Molecule: messenger RNA, 1479 nt
Organism: Paracoccidioides brasiliensis Pb18
Exons: 2
Coding region: 1-1479 (492 amino acids)
Biological process (GO): monosaccharide transmembrane transport
Cellular component (GO): membrane
Molecular function (GO): hexose transmembrane transporter activity
Source: RefSeq, a predicted model, not a curated record